ACGACACCAGCCUGGCGCGGGCGGCCGGUUUCAUCCGUAUUCCGUUCGUCUUUCGGUGCAAUAAUAAUAUUCUGUGCUUUUUGUAGUUCGGUUGACUCGUUGCUCGUUGUCAUUCAGUGAAAUUCACACGUUUUGGUCACAUCCACUUAUUCAAAAUUCGUUAUUUGUGAUAAUUUUUAAUAAUUUGCAGAUGUUACACCAAUAUCAAAAACCGGAACGUUUAAUUAAAGAAAAUCAGUAUUCACGAUGUGCGGCUGCGUGAGAGUUCUCCGCAUUGGCAAGCCGCUACCCAAGUCAUGGCAACGAAGGCUGUUCAGCUCGUCCUCAGCACCACCUCCCAUUCAAGGGGUUCCAUAUACUAAACUCAGUGUCGGAGUACCGAAGGAAAUAUGGCAGGAUGAGCGCAGGGUAGCAGUAGUACCAGCAGUAGUUAGCAAAUUAGUAAAAAAGGGAUUUAGUGUUAAUAUCGAAGAAAAUGCCGGUGUGCUAGCAAAUUUUCCAAACAAGACUUAUGAAGAAGCCGGCGCGAAAAUUACUAGUUUAAAGGACACCUAUCAAUCAAAUAUUAUUUUAAAAGUUCGACCGGUAGCUGAAAGUGAAUUACAAAAUGUAGCUGAAGAAUCUACGCUUAUAUCAUUCUUUUAUCCUGCGCAGAAUCAAAAUCUCAUUCAAAAAUUGGGUGCGAAAAAGAUAAACGCAUUUGCCAUGGAUUGUAUACCGCGUAUAAGUCGAGCACAGGUUUUCGAUGCUCUGAGUUCCAUGGCUAAUGUAUCUGGAUACCGUGCUGUUAUCGAGGCCGCCGCACACUUUCCGCGGUUCUUUUCAGGUCAGAUGACGGCAGCGGGUCGCGUGCCACCAUGCCGGGUGCUGGUGGUGGGUGGCGGCGUCGCCGGGCUGGCAGCGGCUGCGCAAGCUCGCUGCAUGGGAGCCGCAGUGCGUGCUUUCGACACGCGUCCCGCAGUUCGCGAGCAAAUCGAGAGUCUGGGGGCGCAGUUCAUUACUAUGGACAUCAAGGAAGAAGGGGCUGGCGCAGGCGGCUAUGCCAAAGAGAUGAGUGAGGAGUUCCUCAACGCUGAACGAGCAUUGCUGGGCAAGGAAGCCAGGACAUCAGAUGUAGUUAUUAGCACAGCACUCAUUCCGGGAAAACCCGCGCCUGUGCUUAUUUUAGAGGAUGCAGUGCGAAACAUGGCACCCGGCAGUGUUAUAGUAGAUCUGGCAGCUGAAAUGGGGGGCAAUGUGCAAACCACUACCAAGGGCAAAAUCACAAAGGUGUAUGACGUCACACAUAUCGGCUUAACAGACUUGCCGAGCAGGAUGCCCGCGCAUGCCUCGACCCUAUACGCGAAUAACAUAUCCGCCUUUUUGUUGAGUAUAGGCAAUAAUGAUCACUUUCACAUAAAUCUCGAGGACGAGGUAACUCGAGGCGCCAUAGUGCUUAAAGCCGGUGAACUAUUGUGGCCCGCACCGCCCGCACCCAGCAUGCCGCCCGCAGAGACUCCUGUGAAAGCCAACGCCGCUGCCAAACUUGAACCACCGAAUCCUUUCAACGAAACGCUAAAGGACACCUUCCUAUAUUCUACGGGUUUAGCUAGUUUAAUUGGACUUGGAAUAGCGUCUCCGAAUCCCGCAUUUACAACUAUGACAACUACUCUCGCAUUAUCGGGUGUGGUAGGUUAUCACACAGUAUGGGGUGUGGUGCCAGCUUUACACUCGCCUCUUAUGUCAGUAACGAAUGCGGUAUCAGGAAUUACAGCUGUCGGUGGAUUACUGCUUAUGGGCGGCGGUUACGUACCUGAGACCCCUGUACAGUGGUUAGCCAGUACUGCAGCACUCAUCUCAUUUGUUAACGUGUUCGGCGGAUUCUUAGUCACACAGCGUAUGUUGGAUAUGUUUAAGAGGCCAGGCGACCCACCAGAAUAUGGUUACCUCUACAGCAUUCCUGCCGCAGCUCUGCUUGGAGGAUACCUAACAACGGCAAUGCAGGGUUAUCCUGAAGUACAUCAGAUGGCAUACCUCGCUUCUUCGUUGUGCUGCGUCGGCGCUCUAGCCGGUCUCAGCUCACAGACCACUGCGCGUAAAGGAAACUACCUCGGAAUGAUUGGUGUUACGGGAGGAAUAGCAGCUACAUUGGGAAUGUUGACCCCCAACGCAGAGGUGUUGGCACAAAUGAUUGGUGUAGCUGGUAUAGGUGGUCUACUUGGAAGCGUUAUCGCUAAGAAGAUCGACAUAACCGACUUGCCUCAACUUGUAGCUGGUUUCCACAGCUUGGUAGGCAUGGCGGCAGUGUUAACGUGCAUAGCGACGUAUAUGCAUGAUUUCCCUGCCAUGGCGUUCGAUCCCACUGCGGCCACGCUCAAGACAUCACUCUUCCUGGGCACUUAUAUUGGUGGCAUCACAUUCACAGGGUCUCUAGUCGCCUACGGCAAGCUUCAAGGCGUGCUGUCAUCAGCCCCGUUGUUGCUGCCUGGUAGACACGCGAUCAACGCUGGGUUGCUGGCGGGUUCGCUAGGCUGCGGCGGUGCUCUGCUUGCGUUCCCAGAAGCACCUGGUCUGCCUUUACUUUCUGCUGCCGCCUUACUCAGUGGUAUCCAGGGACUGACUUUGACCGCUGCUAUUGGAGGUGCGGACAUGCCAGUAGUAAUAACAGUGCUGAACAGCUAUUCCGGUUGGGCUCUGUGUGCGGAAGGCUUCAUGCUCAAUAACUCUUUAAUGACUAUUGUUGGCGCGCUAAUCGGCAGCUCAGGAGCUAUCCUCUCUUACAUCAUGUGCAAGGCCAUGAACCGAUCAUUGCCGAACGUCAUCCUGGGUGGUUACGGUAUGGUCACUAGCGGUUCAGCGAGACCUUCGGGUGCUACUCACACGGAACUGAACGUGGACUCUGUCGCAGACCUCAUCCAUCGCGCCUCCUCCAUUAUCAUAACUCCUGGUUAUGGAUUGUGCGUGGCCAAAGCUCAGUACCCCAUCGCCGAAUUGGUAGACAUCCUUAAAGGAAUCGGCAAGAAAGUACGUUUUGCUAUCCAUCCUGUUGCAGGUCGCAUGCCGGGACAGUUGAACGUUUUGCUGGCUGAAGCAGGUGUGCCAUAUGACGACGUAUUGGAAAUGGAGGAGAUUAAUGAAGAGUUCCCCGAAACUGACCUUGUGCUUGUUAUUGGUGCUAACGAUACCGUGAACAGUGCUGCUGAAGACGAUCCCAGCUCCCCGAUUGCUGGCAUGCCUGUCCUUAAAGUGUGGAAGGCCGAUCAAGUGGUAGUCAUGAAGAGGUCGAUGGGAGUCGGCUACGCUGCGGUGGAUAAUCCCAUCUUCUACAAUUCGAAUACCGCCAUGUUGCUAGGAGACGCCAAGAAGACAUGCGAUGCACUCCUCGAGGCAAACAACAAUAAAAUGGCCACAAACAGUAAAUUCGCUCUUCCAGUGAGUCGGGAAGAAGAUCCGGGUGUGCUCUCUGUAAUUUAUAGAUUCUUCAAAAAGGUCUCUAUAGUAGGUGCAGUUUAUUUAGUGGGCUACAUGCAAUGGAGUGUUGCAUGGUUGAUAGGCCCCGUAAUUCUCUCAGUGAUGCGCGACCAAUGGCGCAAAGAGAGCGAAUAUCGCCGCAACCUCGCCAAAACUGCCGCCGUGUCUUCAGAAAAGGAUAUUGUUCUUGCACGAUUAGAUGAUCUACCUGCUUGGGUGUUCUUUCCUGAUGUCGAAAGAGCAGAAUGGCUGAAUAGAAUUUUACUUCAAGUAUGGCCUAAUGUUAACCAUUACGCAAGAACUCUCCUAAAGGAAUCUAUAGAACCAGCGGUAGCAGAGAGUUUGGCAAAUUAUAAGCUAAAUGGAUUUAAAUUCGAGCGAAUGAUCUUGGGUACUAUUGCGCCGCGCGUUGGAGGCGUCAAAGUCUACGAUAAGAACCUUUCGAGGGAUGAGAUCAUCAUGGAUGUAAACUUAUUCUAUGCAGGGGACUGUGAUAUAUCGUUCAUACUUCAAAGAAUUCGGGGAGGCAUUAAAGAUCUUCAGAUACACGGUAUGUUGCGCGUGGUGAUGAAACCUUUGAUCAGUAAAAUUCCACUGGUGGGCGGACUUCAGUUGUUCUUCCUUAACAACCCUUCAAUCGACUUCAACCUUGUCGGCGCUGCGGAUGUUCUGGACAUGCCUGGCUUUAGCGACAUACUGCGCCGGUGCAUUGUUGAGCAAGUAGCGAAGAUGAUGGUGCUGCCAAAUAAGUUGCCCAUAAAACUGAGCGACGAAAUCCCAACGGUAGAUCUACGCAUGCCGGAACCGGAAGGUGUACUCAGGAUUCAUUUGGUGCAAGCUCAGAAUCUCAUGAGAAAAGAUGUAUCCAUGUUGGGUAAGGGUAAGUCUGACCCCUAUGCGAUCAUAACAGUAGGCGCCCAACAAUGGAAGACCAAACAUAUCGACAAUAACAUCAAUCCGAAAUGGGAAUUCUGGUGUGAGGCGCGUAUAAUGCAAUCGCUGGGUCAAGCGUUGGAAAUAGAAGUGUUCGACAAGGAUGAGGGCAACGACGAUGACAAGCUCGGCAGUUCAAGAAAGGGUCAGGUGAUGCAGUGCGAGGUGUGGGACUGGGACCCGGGAAUGGGCAUUGAGAAUGAUGACUAUCUCGGCAGGUCCUCUGUGCUACGCCAGAGCGUGACGAGCGCUACCGUUCAACUUUUCGACUGGGACCGGGCGGGGAAGGAUGAGAAACUGGGCAGAUGCACUUUAGACAUCUCUCAAGUUGUUCGCGCCGGCCGUCUUGAUACGUGGCAAACGCUUCAGCAAGCGAAAACAGGAAAAGUGCAUUUGCGUCUAUCGUGGCACAGAUUAUCUACUGAUUUACUGGACCUAAGUCACGCUAUUACAGAGACACAGCUAGUGAAGAACGCAGAACUUAGUUCGGCUGUCGUAUCUGUCUACAUCGAUUCUUGUAAGAAUUUACCGAAUGCACGCGCACAAUCUCGCCCGGACCCAUAUCUCACAGUAACGGUGGGCAAAAAAACUGAGAACACAGCAGUGCAGAUGCGAACCGAUAGCCCCGUCUACGAGAUAGGCUAUUCGUUCCUGGUUCAGAAUCCAGAAAUUGAUGUGCUGGAUAUAAAGGUUAUGGAUCAAAAAACAGGCAAUCAACUCGGACAGCUAACGUACGGAAUAUCCACAUUGUUAAAACAAAACAAUCUAAUAAUGCUGAAUCAACCGAUGAACUUACAAAAAUCUGGCCCUGAAUCCAAAAUCAUCUUAGCCAUGCAAUUAAAGAUACUUAAAGAAGCAAUUAGAGAAGAGGACAUCGACGAGGAGUCGCCAUCCUUACCCGCUGAGCCGGAAACCCAGCCUCCCAACCCCAAGCCCAUCGAGACCACAGAUGGACCUGCGAAUGUACCUUCAAAUGUUCCAACACCGCCUGGUAUGGCAUAUCUUGCGAAUAACACAGAAAAUUCGAAAAAUUCAGAACUAAAGAACUUAGAUGAUUCUAUUCCAUCGACUACAACUUCUGAUGGCACAUCGGAUAAAUCCAUCCCAGUGGAACAAAUUAUAAAAGAAGUUGAUGUGCCUCAGGAAAAUCAAAUGCCACCUACGCACGAUUCGCCGAAGUUAGUUCACAGAGUCUCCUCAUUGACCACAUCGGCGGGUGAGGCAGGCCUUGGUCGUAUCCUAUUAUCUCUACGUUAUAGCAUGCAAAAUCAAAUUCUGUAUGUGGUUGUACAUAAAAUAAUGAAUAUACCUCUAAAGGACCCAACCAAUGUGCCUGAUCCUUAUGUUAAGCUUUAUUUACUUCCCGGCCGUUCUAAGGACUCCAAACGUAAGACUGUGGUGGUAAAGGACAACUGUAUGCCAGAGUAUGACGAGCAGUUCGAAUGGGCUAUCCCGCUUGCAGAGCUACACUCGCGCCAAGUGGAAGUCACUGUCGCAACUCACAAGGGCUUCCUCGGUGGAAGUCCCGUCAUUGGACAGGUACUUGUGCAUCUGAACGAAUACGAUUUCCGUGAAGCGAAAACAUUGUGGUUUGAUCUUCUGCCUGAAUCCUCACCAAGAGAGUAGAAAAAAGAGCACAGUUAUAAAGAGUAAUAAUGCUGUAAUACUAUUCAAAGAACUGUUGUGAAAUGUGUUUAUUUUUAUAUUCUCAAUUUUUUAUUAUUUAAUGCCACCAAUUACAUGUAUCAUUGAUCUGUACGAUAAAAUAAUAAAAAAAAAAAAUCUAUGCUAUUUAUAAUUAAAUAUUAUUUAACUUUAUUUUUUAAACACAAUAACAAUGAGGCGUACGAGUAGUGGGGUACACUUCUAUUUUUAGAGUUCCGUAGUCUAAUAACGAACUUCUUAAUAUCAACGUGUAUCACAGUCAGUCUGUAUGGCACACCCACUUUGUUCUUAUUUCAAUUAUUAUUGAUGGGUUAAAAUCCAAAAUUAGUUUUUGUAUGAAUGUCAGAAUUGUAAUCUCAUAUAGGAACGAAGAACUAUGUCUCGUGCACUUAUUACAAGUUUAUGGCACUUUGCGAUAAGUGGCCAGUAUUAAUUUCAGAUUAGUCUUUUUUUUUAUUACUAAUAGAAAUUAAUUAUGAUACGCAAUUUCUUAUGAUAAUGUAACUUAAAUACCAUCCUGCUAAUGUAUAUGUAUACCUACGUUUUGUGUUGUUGGUGAAUGCACAAUAGUUGUUUAUAUGAAUGUUUAUUGUUUCCUGAAUGUUAUCAAUGUUGUCAAUGUUAUUAUGAAUACUAUAUAACAAUGUCUAGCAAAAUUCUAAAUUGUUACUUAAAAUGAAAUGAACUUAAUUUCAGCUUAUGAAUUUUUGA
Messenger RNA from Pararge aegeria (speckled wood butterfly), 6759 nucleotides. RefSeq names its product NAD(P) transhydrogenase, mitochondrial (gene Esyt2). NCBI's taxonomy places the organism in Eukaryota, Metazoa, Arthropoda, Insecta, Lepidoptera, Nymphalidae. Gene Ontology annotation, biological process: lipid transport; proton transmembrane transport; NADPH regeneration. Gene Ontology annotation, cellular component: mitochondrial inner membrane. Bases 247 to 6009 code for a protein of 1920 amino acids. The record is from RefSeq and is a predicted model, not a curated record. The transcript has 48 exons. Gene Ontology annotation, molecular function: NAD binding; NADP binding; lipid binding.